This is a messenger RNA of Aspergillus terreus NIH2624, 4068 nucleotides long. Its product is annotated as putative ABC multidrug transporter. Gene Ontology annotation, biological process: transmembrane transport. Gene Ontology annotation, cellular component: membrane. Gene Ontology annotation, molecular function: ATP hydrolysis activity; ABC-type transporter activity; ATP binding. NCBI's taxonomy places the organism in Eukaryota, Fungi, Ascomycota, Eurotiomycetes, Eurotiales, Aspergillaceae. The transcript has 14 exons. The record is from RefSeq and is a predicted model, not a curated record. The coding region runs from base 1 to 4068 and encodes 1355 amino acids.
AUGUACAAUUCUUCGUCGAGCACAGUCGACGUGGAGCAAGGGGACUCAGGAGUGCGAAAGCGCCUGACCCUGACUUUUUGCAAUGUCAACGUCCACGUCACAGCUCCUGAUGCGGCGUUGGGAGACACAUUGCUGUCGGUUGCUGACCCAAGGCAAUAUUUGGAUAUAUUCCGCAGAAGCAAACGGCCAAAGAGGACAAUCCUGAAGAACAUCAACGGCCAAGUGAGACCAGGAGAAAUGAUGCUCGUUCUAGGAAGACCCGGGUCUGGCUGCACAUCCUUGCUGCGCGUCCUCUCCAACGACCGCGAAUCCUUCGACGAAGUCGCGGGCGACACUUGGUAUGGCAGCAUGGACCAUAAGGAGGCCAAGCGGUUCCGGCAGCAAAUCAUGUUCAACAACGAAGACGACGUGCAUUUCCCGACGCUGACCGUCAACCGCACGAUCAAGUUCGCUUUGCGCAACAAGGUGCCGCGCGAACGCCCGGGCCAUCUGCAGAACAGAGACGAUUUCGUGCAGGAGAAGCGGGACGGCAUCCUCGACAGCCUCGCCAUCCCACAUACCAAGAAAACACUGGUUGGGAACGAGUUCAUUCGCGGCGUGUCCGGUGGCGAGCGGAAGCGUGUGUCGCUGGCUGAGGUGAUGGCUGGUCAGAGUCCGGUCCAGUUCUGGGACAACCCUACGCGUGGUCUGGACUCAAAGACUGCGGUGGAGUUUGCGCGCCUGCUGCGACGAGAAGCCAAUGAGAACGACAAGACGAUUGUGGCGACUAUGUACCAGGCAGGAAACGGCAUCUACAAUGAAUUCGACAAGAUCCUCGUGCUUGCGGAUGGGCGAACGAUCUACUAUGGACCCCGGAGUCUGGCGCGGCAGUACUUUGAGGAGAUGGGGUUUGUCUGUCCUAAGGGGGCCAAUAUCGCGGACUUCUUGACUUCUGUUACCGUGCUCACUGAGCGUGUCAUUCGCCCGGGAAUGGAGGAGAAGAUUCCGAAUACCCCGGAAGAGUUUGAGGCCCGGUACCAUGCCAGCGAUAUCCAUGCCCAGAUGAUGGAUGAUAUCAGUCCUCCCGAGAAGCUCACUAAGGAGAAGGAUGAUCUAGUCAUGGCCGUGGCUAGUGAAAAGAGGAAGAAGCAUGUCCCUCGGCCGCAGAGUCCAUAUACCACCAGCCUAUGGCGCCAGGUGGCCGCUUGCACAGUCCGACAAUUCCAGAUCAUGGCAGGCGACAGACUUUCCCUUGUGAUCAAAGUUGUUUCUGCCAUCCUCCAAGCUCUCGUCUGUGGCAGUCUCUUCUACAACCUGCAACCUGACAGUACCUCUAUCUUUCUGCGUCCCGGCGUGCUCUUCUUUCCCGUCAUCUACUUCCUUUUAGACUCAAUGGGAGAAACGACGGCUUCGUUCAUGGGCCGUCCGAUUCUCACCCGCCAGAAGAGGUUUGCCUUCUAUCGCCCGACUGCCUUCUGCAUCGCCAAUGCCAUAACCGACAUCCCCGUGGUAAUCACCCAGGUGACGUGCUUCUCACUCAUUCUGUAUUUCAUGUCAGCGCUGCAGAUGGACGCCGGGAAGUUCUUCACCUACUGGAUCAUAGUCAUCGUGCAGACGCUGUGUUUCAUGCAGAUGUUCCGUGCGGUGGGCAGUCUGUGCAAGCAGUUCGGCAAUGCCUCAAAAAUUACAGGGUUACUCUCGACUAUCUUCUUCGUGUACGGAGGUUAUCUGAUCCCGUUCGAGAAAAUGCAUGUGUGGUUCCGGUGGAUCUUCUACCUCAACCCCGGCGCAUACGCGUUUGAGGCUCUCAUGGCAAACGAGUUCGUGGGAUUGGAGCUGGAAUGCGUCGCUCCAGAUUACAUUCCCUACGGAAUGGCGUACAAUGAUGCGCCGGCCAGCGCACGCGGCUGUUCAGUGCUAGGCAGCGACGGAAACACGAUCAACGGCGCUGCGUACAUCCGCGAGCAGUACAGCUACUCUGUCCACCAUAUCUGGCGCAGCUUCGGCAUCAUUGUCGGGUUCUGGGCCUUCUUCAUCUUCCUUACGUCUGUCGGAUUCGAGCUGCGCAACAGCCAGGGCGGAUCCUCGGUCCUCCUGUACAAACGAGGGAGCCAGAAGAAACGCACUGCGGACGAGGAGGCUACCCCGAAACCCAAAGCGGAUGCUGGUGCGCUCACGUCGACUGUCAAGCAGUCGACUUUUACGUGGAAUAAUCUGGACUACCACGUCCCGUUCCACGGCCAGAAGAAGCAGCUGCUUGACCAGGUGUUUGGAUACGUGAAGCCAGGGAACCUGGUGGCGUUGAUGGGGUGCUCCGGUGCUGGAAAGACAACACUCCUGGAUGUCCUGGCCCAACGCAAGGACAGCGGCGAAAUCUACGGAUCGAUUCUCAUUGAUGGUCGUCCCCAGGGGAUUAGCUUCCAGCGGACUACGGGUUAUUGCGAGCAGAUGGAUGUGCAUGAGGCUACUUCGACGGUCAAGGAAGCGCUUAUCUUUUCCGCGCUGCUUCGUCAACCGGCGAGUGUGCCUCGGGAGGAAAAGCUGGCAUAUGUCGAUCAGAUUAUCGAUCUUCUCGAGCUCACCGAUAUCCAGGAUGCUCUGAUUGGAGUCCCCGGAGCUGGUCUCAGUAUCGAACAGCGCAAGCGAGUCACGUUGGGAGUUGAGCUUGUCGCAAAGCCAACGCUUCUUUUCUUGGAUGAACCCACGUCUGGGCUUGAUGGCCAGUCUGCGUAUAACAUCAUUCGAUUCCUGCGGAAACUCGUCGAUGGCGGACAGGCUGUCUUGUGUACAAUUCACCAACCCUCCGCCGUGCUAUUCGAUGCAUUCGACUCCCUCCUCCUACUUGCGAAAGGUGGAAAGAUGGCCUAUUUUGGCGAAACUGGUAAGGAUUCGGUCAAAGUGCUCGACUACUUCGCCAAGAACGGUGCUCCAUGCCCUCCGGACGAGAAUCCCGCCGAGCACAUUGUCGAGGUGAUUCAAGGAUACACCGAGCAAAAGAUCGAUUGGGUCGAUGUGUGGAGCCGGUCCGAAGAACGAGAGCGUGCUCUUGCUGAACUGGAAGUCCUGAAUAAGGAUAGCAAGGCAAACACGCCGGAGGAUGAAGACCAGUCUGAUUUCGCCACGUCCCACUGGUUCCAGUUCUGUAUGGUGCUGAAGCGGCUCAUGAUUCAAAUCUGGCGGUCUCCAGACUACAUUUGGAACAAGAUCAUUCUGCACAUUUUUGCAGCCCUUUUCAGCGGUUUCACCUUUUGGAAAAUGGGCGAUGGCACAUUUGCGCUGCAACUUCGUCUGUUCGCGAUCUUCAACUUUAUCUUCGUGGCGCCUGGUUGUAUCAAUCAGAUGCAGCCCUUCUUCCUGCAUAACCGGGACAUUUUUGAAACCAGAGAGAAAAAGUCUAAAACCUACCACUGGAUUGCGUUCAUUGGUGCGCAGGCCGUAUCUGAGAUCCCAUACCUGAUCAUCUGCGCGACGCUCUACUUCUUGUGCUGGUACUACACCGCCGGAUUCCCGAACGACUCGAGCGUGGCUGGACAGGUUUACUUGCAAAUGAUCUUCUACGAAUUCCUCUACACCUCCAUCGGCCAAGCCAUUGCGGCCUACGCACCGAAUGAAUACUUCGCCGCAAUUAUGAACCCCGUGCUGAUCGGUGCGGGCCUGGUCAGUUUCUGUGGUGUCGUAGCCCCGUAUUCGGCGAUGCAGCCCUUCUGGAGAUACUGGAUGUACUACCUCGAUCCAUUCACGUAUCUUGUCGGCGGACUGCUCGGUGAAGUGCUGUGGGACCUGAAGGUUACUUGCGAGCCCUCCGAGCUGGUCCACUUUACUGCGCCGUUGGGGCAGACGUGUGGGGAGUACAUGGCUAGCUUCCUGAGUGAACAGCCCGGCUACCUUGUGGAUAACUCCACGUCGGAUUGCUCCUUUUGCAAAUACACCACUGGUGCUGAUUAUGCAAAGACCUUUAAUCUGAAGGAGAAGUAUUAUGCUUGGAGAGAUACUGGUAUCACUGCGCUGUUUUGCAUAAGCACUUACGCCGUUGUCUUUGUGAUGAUGAAGCUUAGGAGCAAGAAGACGAAGAGCGCUCGCUCUGAAUAA